AGUUGAUGAUUAACACGUUUUAUUAAAAGUGCUGAUUAUUAUUUGGGACAGUUAUUUGAUAAGUGCGUAUUAAUGGCCUUCAAUUAGAAGCAACGUAGCAUUCUGAUGAAGACUGGAUCUCUAACUCAUAGUUGCACCAAACUUUUUCAUUCAUUCUUGAAGAAAUCUCAAUAUCUUUAAGCUUUUUAUAUGCACAAUACUUCACCAAUUGUUUCUUGUAGCUUCCAUCAUAACACAAAUGGAUUCAAAUUCAAUCAUUUGGUCUCUUCUUUUAGCUUCUGCUCUCAUCUCGUCCUUUAGUGUAAAUGCACAAGGACCUGCUGCUUCACCGGCAACCUCCACAACCACUGCUCCUCCUCCAACCACUGCUGCUCCUCCAACCACCACUGCUCCUCCUCCAACCACAGCUGCUCCUCCAACCACAGCUGCUCCUCCUCCAACCACAGCUGCUCCGCCUCCAACCACCACUACUCCACCAGUUUCAGCUACUCAGCCACCAGCAGUUACUCCAACUUCAUCACCGGCUCCAAAAGUUGCACCAGUAAGCAGCCCCGCUACUCCACCUCCGCAACCACCACAAAGCCCGCCUGUUUCAGCUCCAUCCGUCUCACCACCACCAGCACCGACUUCUCCCCCACCCGCACCAGCUUCACCACCACCUGCACCAGUAUCUCCACCACCCGCACCAGCUUCUCCACCAGCUUCACCGCCACCAGCACAAGCGCCUACACCUAUAAGUCUACCACCAGCCCCAGCACCGGCUCCUGCCAAGCACAAGAGAAAACACAAACACAAAAGGCAUCACCAUGCCCCAGCUCCAGCACCAAUUCCCCCAAGCCCUCCAUCUCCUCCAGUUAUAACAGAUUCACAGGACGCAGCUCCAGCACCAUCACCAAACACGAAUGGAGGAAAUGCCUUAAAUCAGCUGAAAGGAAUAUCAGUAAUGUGGCUCAAUACUGGACUAGGAAUCCUCUUUCUGCUGGCUAUGACAGCCUAAAAUUUCUCUUCUCUCAUAAUAUCACAUAUGUAUCGACUCGAACAGCUACAUUUUUCCCCAUGUAUACCAACACAUUGAUUCAAAAAUAAUACAUUCUUUUGUAUU
Molecule: messenger RNA, 1102 nt
Organism: Arabidopsis lyrata subsp. lyrata
Lineage: Eukaryota; Viridiplantae; Streptophyta; Magnoliopsida; Brassicales; Brassicaceae
Product: lysine-rich arabinogalactan protein 19
Exons: 2
Coding region: 239-997 (252 amino acids)
Cellular component (GO): plasma membrane
Source: RefSeq, a predicted model, not a curated record